This is a messenger RNA of Sphaerodactylus townsendi, 3883 nucleotides long. It is a transcript of the gene SYNPR, whose product is annotated as synaptoporin. The record is from RefSeq and is a predicted model, not a curated record. Gene Ontology annotation, cellular component: synaptic vesicle membrane; synaptic vesicle. The transcript has 6 exons. NCBI's taxonomy places the organism in Eukaryota, Metazoa, Chordata, Lepidosauria, Squamata, Sphaerodactylidae. The coding region runs from base 540 to 1427 and encodes 295 amino acids.
GGCCAGCCUGAGUCCGGGAUUGAGCAAAAAGCGCGGGCGCAGACCCCAUCCUGCCUCCGCGCGCUCUCCGCUUUCCUUGCCCCAGGUGCCAGGCGGUUCUGUGCCAGCAGGCUGAGCGGAGCGAGAGACCUUCGGGAACGCACAUUCUCCUCAGCCCGAGGUGCGCGGCGAGCACCUGGCGAAGGGGAGAGAGGGGGAGAGACUCAGGGUCGCACCUUUCCCGCGCGCUUUUCCAGCUCAGCCCCCUCGCCCGACGGCCCGGGCCAGCGGCGCACAGCCACGCGCGCGCACCCUCGCACCCCGGCGCGAGGCAGAGAGAGAGAGAGAGAGAGAGAGAGAGAGAGCCGCGAGCCCGGGCAGCCCGCCCCCUGUUCGCCUUCCCUCCGCCCUGCGCGCUCGGCUCGGGCGGGGAGGCUGGCAGGGAGCGCAGCUCGCCUUCGCCUCGCGCUCGGCCGGGCUCCUGGGGCUGCCUUCCUCCGCGGCGCGCGCCUGGCCCCUGGACGUCCAGCUGUACCCCGCGCCCCGAGAGCCGCGCAGGGAUGGAGACGGUCAACCAGCUGGCCUCCAAAGGGGGUUUCCGGGCGGUGAAGGAGCCGCUGGCGUUCCUAAGGGUGCUGGAGUGGCUUUUUGCAAUCUUUGCAUUUGCAACAUGUGGUGGCUAUUCUGGAGGACUACGACUCCGCGUGGACUGUAUAAACAAGUCAGACAGCGACCUCAGCAUUGACAUCGCCUUUGCCUAUCCAUUCAGGUUGUACCAGGUGAAUUUUGAUGCUCCCACCUGUGAAGGCAAACGGCGAGAAAAACUUUCCCUCAUAGGAGACUUCUCUUCUUCUGCGGAGUUCUUUGUCACAAUUGCUGUCUUUGCCUUCCUCUACUCAUUGGCAGCCACAGUGGUGUACAUCUUCUUCCAGAACAAAUACCGUGAAAACAACCGUGGUCCUUUGAUUGACUUCAUCGUGACAGUCGUGUUUUCGUUCAUGUGGCUGGUGGGUUCCUCUGCUUGGGCCAAAGGACUCUCUGACGUGAAGGUCGCUACUGACCCAGAUGAAGUGCUCUUACUGGUGUCAGCUUGCAAACAACAGUACAACAAGUGCAUGCCAGUGCGCAGCCCUGUUAUGUCAAGUCUGAACACUUCAGUGGUCUUUGGCUUCUUGAACUUUAUCCUCUGGGCAGGAAAUAUUUGGUUUGUUUUUAAGGAGACUGGUUGGCAUUCUUCAGGCACGAGGUACCCUCAAGACACCAUGGAGAAACAAUCCAGCAGCUACAACCAAGGAGGCUACAACCAAGAUAGCUAUGGGCCAAGUGGUGGGUAUAACCAGCAGGGAGGCAGUUUUGGGCAACAAACCAACUAUGGCCAAGUGGGUGAAUUUGGCCAACAACAGAGCUUUAGCCAGAGUGGCCCAACCUCGUUUGCUAAUCAGAUUUAGCACUGGCAGAGUUCGGAGAAUUCUUACCUUGAGUAUUAUAUGUAGAACGUUGAAACACAGUGGCAGCAGAUUUUUGAAACUCUUAAGAUAAAUGUGGCAGAGAGUUUAACGUAAAUCAAAGAUCUAUGUGUGCCAAUCAGGGAAGAGAGUUUUGGUUCUUGUCUGUUUAUAUACAAUGCAUUUUCUCCUUGUGAGUAGGUGAUGGAUGACAUGUUCAUCACAGGUGGUGGAUUGGAGUAAAUUAUUGUUGUAUGUACUGUAUAGAUAACUUUACAGUUGUUUUGUAUUGUACGGUAGCACCAUUUUGUAGUCUUGAGUCUACAAUAGAUGAUAUGCAUAACACAAUGGAAUCUGCAUUUGAUUUGUUUUUGCAUUACAGUGAAGAGCAAAAUAUGUCUCCAUAUAAUUUCUGAAAAAUUCUCUAUAUAUCACAAUGCAUGCACUGUAACGCUUAGGUUUUCAGCAUUGCCUGUAUAUUACUGUUAGUUCCUCCUAUUUGGUUUUUCUUAAUUUAAAAAAAAGUAUUGAAGAUCUUAUUAAACUUCAUAAAUUAGCAGCAUGUCCUAGAGCAUGAAGCAGCAGAAUUUUUACACCAACAGAAUAUUAUGAGCUGCAUACAUGGAAUCUUUUAAUAACCACAUCUCCUAAUUCGUUUGUUCAAUAUGUUUUAGAGAAUGUAUGUAAGCCUAUUUUAUAUACUUUACAGAACCGGAUCAAACUCUGAGCGUUGCAUAUAAGUAAAACGAUUUUUCCUCAAAAGGGCAUUCAGAGAUAUAUAUGCUGUAAAUGAAUGGAUUAUUUUCUGUUUCAUCAAAUUCAAUAUUCCUUCGACAAAUCUGUAUUUCUAUUGAUGUUUUGUGACUCUUUGAACUGUGAGCUGUGUAAUAUAAGGACCAAGUAACUGUGUUUACAUGUUUACAGAGGUAAUUAUUUAACUAAGGUAAUGGAGGUGCAGAUAUCAGUAAGUGAAACUAUGUGGGUGGAAAACACCACGUUGAUUGAUAGGCACAACACACAACCAGUUGUGUGCUGUCAGGCUGUUGAUAAACAGUACACUACAAAAUAACAGAAUUUCCUAUAUUGUCAAUAAUAAGGACAGAAUGUGUUUCUGUGCUGUUUCAAAACUGCUCCAUGUCUGUUCAGUCCAGUCAUUAGGAUGAGUACUGGAUUUGGUGCUAUCAGUAAGUAGAAGGAGAGUGUCAAAUGUAAGAUCUCAACCACCAGAAACAGAGGGCCAGUUUCCUGGCAAAAUAUACCAGGGGCAUAGCUAAGUUUACAGGUCACGCUGGUUGCCUGUUGCCUGUAAUACUUCCUAGGACUGUAGUUUCCAUUCAGCUACUGCUUCUCAGAGAGAAUUCCUUCACUCCAUCACCAGUGAACAAAGUCAUAGCUGCUAAUGGACAGCUAAGCUGUCUUUCCUCCAGCAACAGACAGAUUCCCACAGUGGCUUUUCAACUUUUACACUGCUCAGUGGAAGUCAGUUUGAAAGCAACCUCUGUGAUAUAGCCAGGAAGACUCCGCUCUGAUUGCACUAUUGUGUGAAAAGGUUUUCAGGAGGUCCUUCAGGGAGCGGUCAGAUGAAGCAAACCAUUACAUGCAUAGCCAAACUAACACCUGGGCUAAAUUAUACACACACUAUCGAGAGCCGUCUGUUUUCGCAUGGCAUAUCUGCUGGUAAGGGUUGCCACAGAUGUUUGGCAUGUUGAGCUUGUUGCCUCAGGAAUACACCACAGGAACUCCAUGAUGAUUUGACACAAUCUUUUUAGACCGUGGCACUUUGCACAUUUGCAUGUUGCUCAGAGGAACCAAGGCAGCCUCUGGGUUCUGGUUCCAAACUGCGGACAGGAAUUGAGACUCUCUAGCAAUCUGUGAGUCUAUGGCUCUCCUGCAUAUUAUCAUUUGCAUACUAUCAUUUGCAAGAGUUAAUAUUUAUGGAAAGCACUCACACCGGACGUCACGUCAGUGCCCAUGAAGGUGAAAUAUGCCUUGGACCAUGCCUAAGCCCUCCUCCAGUGUUAGCAAUUACCAGUAUAUGCUUGUACAGACAUACAUAUUGCUGGAGACAGGUAGGGUAGAAAGGGUUCUUAGAACCCUUCCUUUACUUUGCUACUAGUCCAACUAACUGGACGACUCAUUCUUGGGGUGAAAAAUGGCUGAUGAUGCCUGAUAUAGACCAUGAGAGAUACUGUAGUACAACAAAAGUCAUCUUAGCCUCCAUUUGCAGCCUACAGCAGAACACACCAUAAACAAGCACUGAACAUCUGCAUUUCUAAAGACAAAAAGUGUAUCGGUCUAUAAUAUCAUUGUAUGAGUUGUAAAUGUUCAAAGCAUCUUUUAGCAUUAAGCAGCAUAGUCAACUAUAUGAUUGUUGUAACCAAUGUAUGGCUGCUCGGUGGAUGAAACAAUAUUGUGAUAUAUCUAUUUGAUCCUAAUAAAUAAAGUUUAUUGCAAAUGGU